AUGACCAAAUAUGAAGAAGACUAUACUUCUUUGCUUUAUUCACGGGGAGAUGAUACUUUUGGAUCCUUUCCUGAACAUCUUCGAGCUCUCGUAAGCCAUGGCCUCCCAAAGGUUAAGGUUCGCGCGAUCACAUAUCCGCAAUACGAAACUCGAGGAGAUCUGGGAGAAUGCUUCAAGAAAAGGGUAAUUGAUAUCGAAGUCCAAAAUGGAACACCUUCUCCAACCGUCGACCCUUCUGUCCGCACGAUACUUAUUGGUCAUUCCAUGGGAGGAAUCGUCGCUGCUGAUACAGCACUGGCAAUCACAUCAGAUAAGGUGAUAGAUUCGAAAGAAACUACAGAUGCAAUAAAUGCUUUCAUGUUCCCAUAUAUUCAGGGCGUUCUUGCAUUCGAUACUCCUUACUUGGGCAUAUCGCCAGGUGUAGUUGCGCACGGUGCUGAAGGUCAUUACAAUGCAGCUACAUCAGCUUUCGCGCAAGUGAGUAGUCUGGCAGGUGCACUAUGGGGCGAUAAGGAGGUAGACAAAACGGUAGAGGAAAAGAAACCAGUUGCGGCAUUACCAGCACCACCGCCUCAAGAAGCACCUGCCUGGAAGAAAUGGGGAACGUUGGCAAUGUAUGCUGGAGCAGCAGGCGCUAUUGCUGCUGGAGGUGCAGCUGCGUACUUCAAAAAGGAUCAAAUUCAGGAAGGGUGGUCAUGGGUAGGAUCACAUCUUGAGUUCGUGGGAUGCCUAAUGAAGGGUGAAGAAUUGAAGAAGAGGGUAGCUGGGAUGGUCACUUUACGGAAGGAAUUAGAGGUCGGUUGGGCAAAUUUUUAUACAAGGUUGGGCAAAGAGGCAGUGAGUAAAGCUGAUGGGAGCUUGGUGGGGAGUUUGAUUGGAAACCAGAGGACAUUUUGCAACCUACCGAAAACUAGCGCCAAGGAUUUCUUUCGAGAGGCGAUCAAUGACAAGGCCGCUGAUGAGACAAGUGCGCAUAUGACUAUGUUCUUUCCAAAAGACAAUCCAGGAUAUUAUACUUUAUCUGAAGAUGCAAAGAAACUGAUAGUGGAGUGGUCGACUAAUGAGUGGUACGAAUCAAGUACAAGAGAACGCUCUACGAGCACAAGAGAACGCUCUACACCCACAAGAGAGCGUUCUAUAAGUACACGAGAACGCCCUACACCCACAAGAGAACGUUCUAUAAGCACAAAAGAACACUCUACAAGUACAAGAGAACGCCCCUCAAUCACAAGAGAGCCUUCUAAAAAUACAAGAGAAACGCCUACAAUCACAAGAGAACGUUCCACUAAGAUCGAGCACGAAUUACGAUAA
Messenger RNA from Botrytis sinoallii, 1311 nucleotides. RefSeq lists its product as uncharacterized. NCBI's taxonomy places the organism in Eukaryota, Fungi, Ascomycota, Leotiomycetes, Helotiales, Sclerotiniaceae. Bases 1 to 1311 code for a protein of 436 amino acids. The record is from RefSeq and is a predicted model, not a curated record. The transcript has 4 exons.